AUGGCCGAGGUUGAGAGCUUUGCAGACCCUGGCCUGUUCUUGGGUCGAUGGGUUCGUUCCAACUUCGAAGAUGAACCGAACGGCUUCCAGCGCUUUCUCUGCAGCCUGGGCGUGCCGGAUGAAGAGGCUGCUCGGGACGCCUUGGAACAGCAGGUGCUUAUCUUUGUCUCAGCCACGAAGGAUCAGCUACGACUCGUUCAGCAACACAGCUGGAGGGAAGGUUUGCAGGUCGACUACAUCCUUACGAUGAACGGCAAGAAGCAUAAGAGGCCGCUGCAGGUGCCUCGCAUCGGAGCAAGCCAAGAUGAGUGGCGCCAUUUCUGGACAACACGGGGAUUCUGCACCGAGCAAGUCGUGUCUGUUCAGGGUGAAGACAUGUUGUUGAAAAUGUGCAGCAGCUUCGUCACAGCGAAUGAGCUAAGAGUGGAUUAUACUCUGCACCAGAUGCCUGGUGGAGAGGCGGCUAUGCAGGCCUCCCGGUUCUUUGAGCGUUCUCCAUUUAUUGAGCGGUGGAAGGCAGCUGCCUGUCAGUUUUUCUCGGGCGUGGACGUGGAGUUCAACCUGAAGACGUGUAUAUCCUGGAUGAGGAAGGCGAAAUCAGAAGGUGCGCACCUUGUUGUCAUGCCUGAGAACUCGAAUCGCGACAGGACGUAUUUCAAGGAUGGCAAGCCAAGCAGGGAGCUUUGCUGGGAGCAUUCGGAGACCCUAUCUGGGAGCUUCGUCACGGGCAUUCGCAGGGCUUGCCGGGAAAUUGGGAUUUGGGCAUCCUUGGGGGUUGAUCUCCGUGGACGGCAGAAGCCAACUGUUCACAUUGGAAUCUUGCUCAUCUCGCCGUCUGGAAACAUCGUUGGGGCGGUGAAGAAGCAUGUCCUUUGGGACUAUGAGUACACCCUUUUUGAACCGGGCAGUGAGCCCUAUCAGGUUUUCGACACCGAAUUGGGACGACUAGGCGUUCUUUGCUGCGCGGACGGGAUUGUUCCUGAAGCGGCGCGUGUGCUUUGUCUGAAGGGUGCCCAGGUUCUUCUGAACUCUUUGAACAGCCGUGGACCCGAUGAAAUGAGACUGCACAUUCCACUACGUGCAUUGGAGAACGGGGUUUGGCACGUAGCCUCCAACACAGUGGGCAACCCGAACACUGUGGGCCUGCUGUGGCCGUGGACAGGAGGCUCUGAGAUUUGUGAUCCUUCAGGUCAGAGGGUUGUGGCCUCAGAGGAGCAUGACGACAUGGUCAUUUCGGACGUAAUGCCCUGGCAGUCUGAGCUCAAGGAGAGCAGCUGGGCUGACCUGUGGGCUUUUCGCCGUCCCGACUUGUACGAGCCGAUGCGGCUACCCCUGGAGUCGGUGCCGGCUGCGGUGAUGUAUGGCCCUGCGCCUGUAGAACCUGCUGCUUUGCCCUUUGAGGGCCCCGCCGUCUUGAAGGUGGCCAUGAUGCAGCUGAGCGCGACGCACACUCGGCAGUGCACCGAGUGGAUGACCCAGCGACAGGUGUCCUACGCCGCCCGUCGGGGAGCUGCGCUGGGCGUUCUGCCGGCCCUCUGGUGCUUCCGUCGCAACGAGGUCCAAAAUGAUCCUGCGGAAGCUGCCUCCUACUCGAGCGAGAUCCUGAAGAAGGUCCAAGGCUGGUGUAAGGACAGUAAUUUCAACCUUUGCUGCAGCCUUGUUGAAGAAGAAGCAGGCAUCCGUUUUCACACCGCCUAUUUGGUUGGAGCGGAUGGGUCAGUGCUACUGAAGUACCGAAAGACCCACUUGAAUCGUGCGGAAAGCUCUUGGGCUUCUCCGGGUGGCUGCAUAGUGGUCGAGACACUCCCUGGGUUGGGACGUGUGGCUAUGCUCAUCGGUGACGAAGUCUGGAGCCCUGAGCUCUCACGGUGCAUUGCGCUGCAAGCUGCGGAGGUUGUGCUCCACCCCACCGAUUGGGACAGGAGCGAGGCAGCUGAGAUGGCAGCGACGGAGCGCGCGACCGAGAAUCGCUUUCACCUCGUUUCCGUCAACCGGCUUGACAGCCCUGGGCGUGUGGGAUCUCAGACGACCCUUGCGGGGGAGUACAUCGGCGGUGAGCCGAUACCGCUCAUGCGAUAUGGCCAGGGCAUUUGGUGCCGCUUUGGUGUUGAAGAACUCAUCGUUGUAGACCUGCUGCGACGACAGCCGCACUGCAAGAUGAUGGGAGACCACCUCGAUGUUCUGCAAAAGCGCUGGCCGAACCUGUGUGAAGUGUGCUGCGAGCCGCAACGGAGUCUUCCAUGCUGGCGUGAGAUUACGGACGUUCUUCCUGGUCAGUUCCGGGAUAAGUGGCAGCACAACUUGCAGGACCAUGUUGCAGACACUGCGGCCGGAAGAUGUCGCUUCGCCGACGAGUUCGGGACCUUGUGA
Symbiodinium natans is the source of this 2370-nucleotide messenger RNA. NCBI's taxonomy places the organism in Eukaryota, Dinophyceae, Suessiales, Symbiodiniaceae. The record is from the annotation of a GenBank genome assembly.